GCACCGUGCGCGCUCGGCGCUGCGGAGCGAGCACACCCGGCCCGGGUGCUCGCCUCGCCGGUGCUCCCCGCCCUCCCCGCCCCCCCAGCGGCGCUGCCUCCUCCAAAUGAGCGAUUCGCCCGCUGGAUCUAACCCAAGGACACCCGAGAGCAGCGGCAGCGGCAGCGGCGGCGGCGGCGGCGGGAAGAGGCCGGCGGUGUCCCUCUUGCCCCCGGCGGACCCCCUGCGCCAGGCGAACCGGCUCCCCAUCAGGGUCCUGAAGAUGCUGAGCGCUCACACCGGCCACCUCCUGCACCCGGAGUACCUGCAGCCGCUGUCCUCCACCCCCGUCAGCCCCAUCGAGCUGGACGCCAAGAAGAGUCCCCUGGCGCUCUUGGCCCAGACCUGCUCGCAGAUCGGCAAGCCCGACCCGCCGCCCUCGUCCAAGCUCAACUCGGUGGCCGCGGCCGCCGCCAACGGGCUGGGCGACAAGGACCCGGGGCGCUCGGCCUCGGGCGCCCCCUCGUCGGCGUCCGCCGCGCUCAAGCAACUGGGGGAGCCCCCGGGCGAGGACAAGUCGAGCUUCAAGCCCUACUCCAAGGGCUCCGGAGGCGCGGGCGGCGACUCCCGCAAAGACGGCGGCUGCUCCUCCGUGUCCUCCACCGCGUCCUCGUCCUCCUUGUCCCCGGGAGACAAGGCGGGCUUCCGCGUGCCCAGCGCCGCCUGCACCCCCUUGCCCCCGCAUGGAGCGCCCGUCCUGGCCUCGUCGGCGUCCGCCUCGGCCUCCCCGGGGGGCUCCCGGGGCGGCUCCCCGAACCAUCCCGAUGGCAAGAGCGGCGGGGACCUGGACAAGAAAGAUCAGGAGCCCAAAGCCAGCCCCGAGCCGGUGGUGGUGAGCCGCGGUGGUAGCAGCGGGGGCGAGCCCGGACUUCACAGCAGCAGCAGCAGCAGCAGCAGCAACGGCGAGCCUGCCAAUUCGGGGCGCAAGUCCGAGCCCCCCUCCUCGGCGCUCGUGGGGGCCGGCCACGUGGCGCCCGUGUCCCCCUACAAGCCGGGCCACUCGGUGUUCCCCCUGCCGCCCUCCAGCAUCGGCUACCACGGCUCCAUCGUGGGCGCUUACGCCGGCUACCCGUCCCAGUUCGUGCCGGGCUUGGAUCCCAGCAAGUCGGGCCUCGUGGGAGGCCAGCUGUCGGGGGGCCUGGGCCUGCCCCCCGGGAAGCCCCCCAGCUCCAGCCCGCUCACCGGGGCCUCCCCGCCCUCCUUCCUGCAAGGAUUAUGCCGGGACCCCUACUGCCUGGGAGGGUACCACAGCGCCUCGCACCUCAGCGGCUCCAGCUGCUCCACCUGCAGCGCGCACGACCCCGCCGCCGCCGCGGGGCCCGGGCUGAAGGCGGGCGGCUACCCGCUGGUGUACCCCGGCCACCCGCUGCAACCCGCCACGCUCUCCUCCAGCGCGGCCGCCCUGCCGGGCCACCCGCUCUACACCUACGGCUUCAUGCUGCAGAACGAACCGCUGCCGCACAGCUGCAACUGGGUGGCGGCCAGCGGGCCCUGCGACAAGCGCUUCGCCACCUCCGAGGAGCUGCUCAGCCACCUCCGGACUCACACGGCCCUGCCCGGCGCCGAGAAACUUCUGGCCGCCUACCCCGGCACGGCCAGUCUGGGCAGCGCCGCGGCCGCCGCUGCCGCCGCGGCCGCCGCCUCCUGCCACCUGCACCUCCCGCCGCCGGCCGCGCCGGGCAGCCCCGGCUCGCUGUCCUUGCGGAGUCCACACACUUUGGGGCUAAGCCGGUACCAUCCCUACAGCAAGAGCCACUUGUCCACAGCGGGGGGCCUGGCCGUGCCCUCCCUGCCCACAGCCGGACCCUACUACUCGCCAUACGCGCUGUACGGACAGAGACUGGCCUCCGCCUCGGCCCUGGGAUUCCAGUAACUCAGGCUCCUCCAGUUCCAGCUCUGGUUCCGGCUCUCCACCCUGGCCACCC
Molecule: messenger RNA, 1964 nt
Organism: Suncus etruscus (white-toothed pygmy shrew)
Lineage: Eukaryota; Metazoa; Chordata; Mammalia; Eulipotyphla; Soricidae
Gene: ZNF703
Product: zinc finger protein 703
Biological process (GO): negative regulation of DNA-templated transcription
Cellular component (GO): nucleus
Source: RefSeq, a predicted model, not a curated record